Naegleria gruberi is the source of this 1254-nucleotide messenger RNA. RefSeq lists its product as uncharacterized. The transcript has a single exon. Bases 1 to 1254 code for a protein of 417 amino acids. NCBI's taxonomy places the organism in Eukaryota, Heterolobosea, Eutetramitea, Acrasida, Naegleriidae. The record is from RefSeq and is a predicted model, not a curated record.
AUGUCUCAAUCAUUAGAAUCAUUGUCGCCGUCUUGUUUAUCGGAGCAUCAAAAUACAACACCUAUUGUUGGUGAUAAAAAUAGUAGUAGUAGAAAAUUAACUCUGGAGGAAAUGAUUGCUCAACAAGAUUUUGAAAUUGAUAAUAAUAUAAAGAAUAAUUCGGUUGAUUACAAAUUCUUCUUUGAAGAGGAUGAAAAGGAUAAGGUUGUAGGAAAGAAUGAAGAGAAGGAGCAAGGACUCUUUGAAAAUAUGGAGUCUGAUGAUGAGGAUGAUGAAGAUUAUUUUGAAUCUGAAGAGGAGAGAAAGUACUGGGAAAAACAAGCUAAAAAGAUGAAUCCUAAUGGUGAAUCAUCUUCUAAUAAGAGAGCACACGGUCAUGCUACACUCUCUCGUAAUAAUUAUGAUGAUUUGAAUUUGUAUUCGGAUGAUAUGGUCUUGUUAGCAAAGAUUGAACAACGCAAAUUCAAUUGGUAUUUAAAGAAAGGAUUGGCUGAACAAAUUAAUGAGAAUAGUAUUAAAUUAAUGUUCAGACCAAAAGGAUACGGACAUAAGGAUGAUGAUUUUUAUCUUUCCAAGAUGGAAAAUAUUUGUGUUGCUUGUGGAGUUGAUAAGGAGUUGACAAGACAUCAUAUUAUCUCAUUUGAAUAUAGAAAACACAUGCCAGAGUUUGUGAGAUCUCACUCGUCACACGAUGUUUGUCUUUUGUGUGCUCAUUGCCAUGAGAAAUAUGAAACUGAAGCUUUUAAAUUGAGAAAACAAAUAUCGGAAAAGUAUGGAUCGCCUCUUGGAGGAGUUGGAAUGGUAAAGAAUGUAGAUUUUGCAAGUGCUAAGAAGGCAGCAAAUGCUAUUUUGAAAUCCAAGGACAAAAUGCCAGCCAAUCGAGUGGAAGAGUUGGAAUAUGAACUCAGAAUUUUCAUCAAAUCAUGUGGAAAGUACUCUGAUCCAACAGAUGAUGAGGAUGAUGAUGAAAAUGAUCCAAUACCUCAGGAAAUUCUUGAAGAUAUUGCUUCACUUCAAGUUACUGACACUACAUUAUUCCAAUCACACGGAGAAGGAGUUAUCAAGGCAAUGAAGGAGUCGUGUAAAAACGACGAUGAAUAUCUGGACAAAUUGGAUGAAUUCUGUAUCAUGUGGAGACAAAACUUUAUUGAUGUUUUGGCACCAACUCAUAUGAGUCCUCACUGGAAGGUAGAUAAAAAGAUUAGACGCUCAAUCAAUGAUGACCCAAACAGAAUUCAACUAAUUACUGAAUAG